Messenger RNA from Porites evermanni, 438 nucleotides. NCBI's taxonomy places the organism in Eukaryota, Metazoa, Cnidaria, Anthozoa, Scleractinia, Poritidae. The record is from the annotation of a GenBank genome assembly.
AUGUUUGUUUGCCGUUUAUGCGCGACAAUGACAAGAUUCACUGUGGGUAUUUUGUACAUUCUACAUCAGUUGUUUGACAAAUUAGCUUUUGUCAAACCAGUUCUAUCACAACUGUCUUCACCACAACGAUUUUUGGUGUGUAAGGGGUAUAACAGUGCAGAUGUCCAUUUUCCAGCAUAUCUGGUAAAAGUUCUUAAUCUAAUCGUGAAACUAGACCAUGAACAGUCAGCCUUAGAUGUUGUUGAGGUUGUACCUAUGGGUCUUCUUUACAGUGAGCCAUUUUACUCCUUUGUGAAAAAGACAAAUGAACAGUUAGCUCAUUUGGAGCUCCAGAACAUUGUUCAUCUUGAGAGCAUCUAUUUGUGUCCUGAGAAAGGGCCGUCCAGUGAGGAGAUUUCUAAACUCAGAGAAGAAAUUAUGGAGUACUUGGAAAAAUGA